Messenger RNA from Miscanthus lutarioriparius, 1215 nucleotides. Lineage: Eukaryota; Viridiplantae; Streptophyta; Magnoliopsida; Poales; Poaceae. The record is from the annotation of a GenBank genome assembly.
AUGGUACUGAAAGGAAGAAGCAAAGAUGCAAGAAACAAAGAUGAAAUAUCCCAAGCUGUACACAGCGAUCCAGGCUCUGCUUUGGUUGGGAAGUCAGAGACUGAAGAUGCCUGUCACCAUGGCCUAGUUGAACCAACUAUAAACACUAAGGAGGCUUUGGAUGCCAUCAAUGGCAUGUUUAUGGAGCCACUGGAACCUGAAACUAUUCUCAAGAGUGGCAAUGAUACAAAUAUGCUCCAGAACAACAGUGUGAAGCAAGACCAUACAAAAUUAAGUCAGCAAACAAGAGGAUUUGAGAUCUUUGUUGAUGAGGAUGGUCCUAUUGGCAACAACCAAAAUGGAACACAAAACAGGAACUCUAGAAAGGAAAACAUGAAGUUAAAUCAGGAACCAAGUGUGUUUGAGAUCUUUGUUGAUGAGGAUGGCCCUAAUGGCAACAACCAAAAUGCGUGGCAAAACAGGAACUGUGGGAAGGAAAACAUGAAGGUAAAUCAGGAAAGCAGUGGGUUUGAAAUCUUUGUUGAUGAAAAUGAGGCUAAUGGCACUGUCCGGAAUGCUAUGUGCUACAAGAGUAAUAGGUAUCCUCCAAGACCAUUAUCUGAGUCAUCUCAGCAUCAAGGCGAAAGUGACUUCCAAAAGCCAUUUGUUGGAUGGUUUGCAAUAUUGCCAGAUGAUGAAGGACAAUGUGAGGAAAGUUAUGGUGGUGCUAAUAUAAUUUCCAGAACUGUGCAGCCUACUCAUGAUACUAGUACUUUGCUCUGUCCAGUUCAAGGUAAUUCAGGAACAAGGAAUCGUGAAGGUCCUCAUCCUGUGACUUCUGGGAUUCGAGAAGACACUGUCAUUCGUAGGUUUGUUGGAUCCACUAUUGAUGAUGAGCCUAAGGUGGAAAAUGCAUGCCACCAUGGGUUAGUUGAUCCAACUGUCAAUCUAAAGGAAGCAAUGGAUGAUAUAAACAACAUGUUCGGAAAACCACUGAACUUCAAGGGUGAAAGAACAAAGAGGGAGACUAAUGCACAGUCAGAUGGAAAAGCAGCUCCAGCUUCUGGUUUCUCCAUAUUAGCUGAUGAUGACCUAAAAGAGAUCUCCACCAGCAAAGCCAGUCAGAGCAAUUUCUGCAGAUUUGGGGAUGAGAAUGGUCUAUUUGAACCCACAAUCACCACUCGUGAUGUCAUGGCAGAGAUCAACGAUAUGUUUGGAAUGCCACUAGACUUGUAA